Geosmithia morbida is the source of this 2274-nucleotide messenger RNA. RefSeq lists its product as uncharacterized. The transcript has 3 exons. Lineage: Eukaryota; Fungi; Ascomycota; Sordariomycetes; Hypocreales; Bionectriaceae. The record is from RefSeq and is a predicted model, not a curated record. Gene Ontology annotation, cellular component: Golgi membrane. The coding region runs from base 1 to 2274 and encodes 757 amino acids. Gene Ontology annotation, biological process: intra-Golgi vesicle-mediated transport.
AUGGCGGACCCAGUGAGCUUUGCGGAGGAGGCUGCUGCGGCAGCCUCGGCCGAAUCGCAGCAGCCCGCGCCUACGUUCGAAGGCGAGAACAAGUUUCAACAUGCCAUCUCGGUAUGGAGGAACCUCGACUUGACGACCCUCACAUCUAAGCUCGAUAAUACGGCAUCGGAAAUUGUGACCUACCAACGAGACUCGACGGUCCAGCGCAAGGACCUGGCUCAGAAGACCAAGGAAUUCCGCAAAAUGGACGAUGAGUCCAAGCUUAGCGAAGUCAAGGGAUUACUCAAAGCAUACCAGGGCUUCAUUGAUGUCCUCACGAACCACUCCAAAUCUGUCAACUCGGCCUUUUUGCAGGCAUAUUCGUCCUUAUCCGAAGUCCCCGACCCCUACCCGCUGCUGGAAGCCUCGGUCGAUUCUAUGCUCGUAUCCGAAGACACGCUCCCCAGGCUGACCGAAGAGAAUAAGCACCUUCAGCAGAACCUGUCACAGGUCACGGCGACGCUGGAGGAAACAGAGGCUAAGCUGCAGAGCGAGCGAACAGCGCGCAGGGAGAUCGAAGACAACCUAGAGAAGCGUGUCAGGGAUGUCGAGUCGUCAUGGAAUGCCGUCCUUGAGGAGAAGACGGACAACUGGGCGGCCAAGGAGAAGACGAUGGAGGAAAAGGCCGAGAACCAAGAGCGUCUGCUCAAUGAGAUGCGGGCCAGCUACGAGGUCAGCCAGCGAAUGGGCAAGAGCGGCGGGGAUGAGAGUACGCAGCGUAGCCACGUCUCAAGCGUCGAGAUGGAGAUGCUGCACUCAGACCUUGAGCGCGCGAGCACCCGGUUGGCCGAGGUAGAGGCAAGGAAUGAGCAGCUGAGGAUAGACCUGGCCCAAGCUAAGUCGACCGUGUCGAACCAGACCGAGGCGUCGCUGGAGGAUGACCCUGGAUACAUGCGCAUGCGCGCAGAAAACUCGUCACUCAUCCGGAAGCUCGACGGCUCCAGGGUCGAGAAGGAGGCGUUGAGACGGGAAUUCGACCAGAGGCUCCGGUCCCUGGAGAGGGAGACGGCCCUUCUCAAGGAGGAGAGAGAAUCUCUCAAGGCCAAAGUGGAGAAGUGGGGCGACUAUGAUGAGUUGAAGCAGGAGCUCGAGGUGCUCAAGAGCAUCGAGUUUGCUACAGGAGAUGAUGGCGAAGCGGGCAACGACCUGGGUGAAGACGCCAAGAGCGGUACGAAGGACACACUGGAGACGCUUCUGCUGGCACGCAACAAGAAGCUAGGCGAUGAGCUCACGGUGCUUCGUGUGUCGUACCAGGGCGUCAACACGCGACUCGAAGACCUACAGGAGGAGCUGUCGAGGACAAACGCCGAGCUAGAGAAGGCGCGCAACCUCAAUGAGAAGCUGGAGGCCGACCUGGAGGCCAUGCAUACCGAGGGGGCCAACGCUUUCCCGUCUGGCGUAUCGGUGGCUGGAACUUACGUGACGCGUGGACCGCCAGCUACUACACGCAGGGGAGGUGGCAGGAGCUCGCCGACGUCAUCCAUAAUCAGCGGUCUGGACCCGAGGUCAUCACUGGCCGGUGAGCGCGAACCAAUGGGUGGGGGAUCGGGCAUCCUGCCCAUGGUCAAGGCGCAGCGCGACCGAUUCAAGAAGAAGAACUCUGAGCUGGAGCGCGAACUGUCGGAGAACCACCGGGCAUUGCAGCAGCUGCGGCACGAGGUGGCAGCGCUACAAAAGGAUAACCUCAACCUGUACGAGAAGACGCGAUACGUGUCGACGUAUAACCGCGGCGGUGCCACAGCCGCAACGUCAUCAGCCUACACCGGGAGCCCGAACCCGUCGACAGUGGCCAUAGGCACCAGCGGCGGCGCAGGCAGCCCGGGCAUAGAGCUAGACCGGUACCGCAAGGCGUACGAAUCCAACCUGUCGCCCUUUGCGGCGUUCCGGGGCCGCGAGUCGGCGCGCGCCUACCGCCGCAUGAGCUUCCCCGAGCGCAUCGUCUAUUCUAUCACGCGCAUGGUCAUGGCAUCCCGCACCAGCCGCAACAUCUUUGCCGCGUACUGUCUCGCCCUACACGUCCUCGUCUUCCUGUCACUGUACUGGCUCGGGACUGCCGAUUCGGACACGCAUGCCAGCCAGCUGGGAUCCACUAUGGCUGCUGCCGGAGGUGCCGCUGCUGGCGGGGUGGCCGGUGGGAGGACAGGAGGCGUAGGAGGAGCUGCGGCGGGGGGCAACUCGCAGAAUAUCCCGCAGGGCCACGGUCAAUGGAAGCAGGAUGGCUUCGGAGGUCGGUAA